Salvia hispanica is the source of this 2471-nucleotide messenger RNA. RefSeq names its product acylamino-acid-releasing enzyme-like. The record is from RefSeq and is a predicted model, not a curated record. Gene Ontology annotation, molecular function: serine-type endopeptidase activity. Lineage: Eukaryota; Viridiplantae; Streptophyta; Magnoliopsida; Lamiales; Lamiaceae. Gene Ontology annotation, biological process: proteolysis.
AUAAUGAUGAAUGACAUUGAUUUGUAGCUUCCAUCUCCAAAGAAGCCAUCUAGAAUUGUAGGUGAAGGAAAACAACUACUCUCAACUCUCAAUAUAAAAGAAAUAUAGCUAUGGAUCAUGAUGAUAUGGAAGAAGAAUAUGCUUCUAUGUCUAAGUUGCUACAAGAAUUCACAAAUAUUCCUACCAUUGAUAAAGCAUGGACUUUCGAAUCCGAGUCUGAAGAUGCCUCCACUGCAAUGUUUUUGAUUAGUCAAACAGAUCUUUUGUCCAACAAGAGGAGAAAGUCGAUCCUAUCGACUCAUAUUUCGCGAAAGAUUGGCAGCUCUGUAAGUUUUCACUGGGAUCCAUUUCCUAUAGAGAUGACCGGUGUGUCCGCCAUAGUCCCCUCUCCAUCAGGAUCAAAGCUUCUACUCGUGCGAAACUCUGAAGGCGAGCACUCUUCAGCUUGUUUCGAAAUAUGGGGUCCAUCUCAACUUAAGAAGGUGUUUCCUGUUCCAUGCUCUAUUCACGGACCAGUGUAUACCGAUGGAUGGCUCGAGGGAAUUUCGUGGAACUCCAACGAGACCUUCAUUGCUUAUGUAGCCGAGGCACCAGACCUUCCCAAACCAACAUUCAACACUUUUGGUUUAAAAAAAGAGGAUCAUAAUAGCUGGAAGGGUCAAGGUGAUUGGGAAGAAGACUGGGGAGAAACAUAUCCUGGGAAAAAACAGCCGGCCAUUUUUGUCAUCGAUGUUAACAGUGGAGAAAUUCGUGGCGUUGCUGUUACUGGAGCUGGGAGGGAGUUGUGUGUCGGACAAGUUGUUUGGGCUCCCCCACUCGAUGGAAAGCAGCAGCAUCUCGUGUUUGUUGGGUGGUGGCCUUCGGAUACUCGAAAGUUUGGCAUCAAAUACUGCUAUAAUAGACCAUGUUCUCUCUAUGCAGUUGAAGCUCCAUCUUUUGAAUCAGAUUCUAUUACAUCAAGAAGUGAUGCAGCUACAGAUUCACUGAUAAUCGAACUGACUCACAGCAUAAAUAGCGCAUUCUUUCCCCGUUUCAGUCCAGAUGGGAAAUCUCUUGUUUUCUUAUCAGCAAAAACUAGCGUUGAUUCCGGGGCACACUCAGCAACGCAGUCGCUUCACAAGAUUGAGUGGCCCUCCAAUGGGAAGCUCGGCCCUCUGACAGUUGCUGAUGUGGUUCCUGUGAUCAUGUGUCCCGAAGAUGGCUGCUUUCCCGGGCUUUACUGCACGAGCUUACUCUGCAAUCCAUGGCUUUCUGAUGGCCACACAAUGGUUUUAUCUUCUGCUUGGGGCAGUGUCCAAACUAUACUUUCUGUAAAUAUAUUAAGUGGAGACGUGUCGCAAAUCACCCCUGAUAAUUCGAGGUCUUCAUGGGAUGUCCUAGCUGUAGGAAGUGACAGUGUUAUUUCUGUAUGCAGCAGUCCGAUUAGUAUUCCCGAGAUCAAGUAUGGCAGCUUGCUCGGAAAAUGGAGAUGGUGGGAUGUCUCAAGUCCCAUUCAAUGCUCUGACAAGGUUUCAUGUCUCUUGGCAUCACAACAAUUUGACAUAUUGAGUAUACCAGUCAGGGAUUUUUCUGAGAAUCUUGCAAAAGGUGCAUGCAGACCGUUUGAAGCUAUAUAUGUAUCAUCGAGGCAUAGGAAGUCGUCUGAAUCGCCUGAUCCGUUAGUUGUCUUCCUUCAUGGAGGUCCACACAUUGUUUCGUUGGCAAGCUUCUCCAAGUCUCUGGCUUUCCUAUCUUCACUUGGUUAUAGCUUGCUUAUUGUCAACUAUAGGGGUUCUCUCGGAUUUGGCGAGGAAGCAUUGCAAUCUCUUCCGGGAAACAUUGGAUCCCAGGAUGUGAGAGACGUACUCACUGCAUUAGACGCUGUCAUUGACAAGGGACUUGCGGAUCCAUCUAAAAUAUUCGUCCUUGGUGGUUCGCAUGGUGGGUUUUUGACUACACACUUGAUUGGUCAGGCACCCGAAAAGUUUGCUGCAGCAGCAACUAGGAAUCCCCUAUGCAACAUUCCUCUGUUGUUUGGCACAUCUGAUAUUCCCGACUGGUGUUUCACUGAGGUUUUUGGAAGCGAACGAAGACCUGCCUUCACGGAAUCCCCUUUUGCAGAACACCUGGAUCUAUUUUAUAGCAAGUCUCCUAUUGCUCAUGUCUCGAAGGUUAAAACCCCCACGAUUUUUCUACUUGGUGCCCGGGAUAUGCGCCUGCCAAUGUGUAACGGAAUACAGUAUGCACGAGCAUUGAGGGAAAGAGGGGUCGAAACCAAGGUUAUUGUCUUCCCCAACGAUGAACACAGCAUUGACAGACCACAGUCAGACUAUGAAAGCUACCUGAACAUUGGUAUGUGGUUCAACAAGCAUUGCAAAUAAUAGUAUACUCCAUUAUUGUUGGGACACUAUCAUUGUUUGUGAAGAGGAUUGUUGGGGCAUUGUAUAAUAUUGUUUGUCUACAUUGAUGUGUGGUUCCACAUGCGUUGAACA